AUGGAUCCUGGCCAGGAGAAGGACCCGCAGGGUGAUCAGCUGGAAGCUCAUAGUGUAGCGCUUCCAGCAGAUGGAUCCCCAACGUUGGAGGAACAUCCAGACGACGGUAAAGAUCUUGGUAAGGUGUGGUCAGAUGUUUUCCCUCAGAUGUCUGACACCAUGGUUUCUGGAGGUCAUGGAGAGGAGUCUAGGUGUAGUUCCAGCUCCAGUGGUAGCUCCAGUCAAGAUGAGGUUGGUAACGACUGUGCUAGCAGUUCUAGUGGUAGCAGUACUAGCAGCUCCAGUGGUAGCAGUACUAGCAGCUCCAGUGGUAGCAGUACUAGCAGCUCCAGUGAGGACGAGGUAGGUUUGGUAGGGGAUGUGGCUCGCGUGACAUCUGCGACCGGCUUAAACAGAAAGAGGUCAAAGGACAGCGACUCUGAGGAGGAGCCCCCAGCCAAGAAGACUAGGGACACCGUUGCUGAAGAGGAGCUCUCCUCCAAGAGGACCAGGGAGAGUGAUGAUGCCCCAGCCAAGAGGACCAGGGAGAGUGGUGAAGCUGAAGAGGAGCCCCCAGCCAACAGGACCAGGGAGAGUGACGAUGCUGAAGAGGAGCCCCCAGCCAAGAGGACCAGGGAGAGUGACGAUGCUGAAGAGGAGCCCCCAGCCAAGAGGACCAGGGAGAGUGAUGAAGCUGAAGAGGAGCCCCCAGCCAAGAGGACCAGGGAGAGUGAUGAUGCUGAAGAGGAGAUCCCUGCCAAGAGGACCAGGGAGAGUGAUGAAACUGAAGAGGAGCCCCCAGCCAAGAGGACCAGGGAGAGUGAUGAUGCUGAAGAGGAGAUCCCUGCCAAGAGGCCCAGAACCAGCGAUCAUGAAGAGGAUCAUGUUCUGAGUCCCUCCACAACUACGUUGUGUCAGUGUCCCGUUCUGUCAUCCCCUGUCCUCAGUCCCUCACAAGGGACGGUGCAUGAGGAUUCUUUCCAGUCAUCCCCUGUCUCCAAUCCCUCGCCCAUGACAUUCUGGCUGGAUCACUUUCAUUCACCCUUCAGUAUUUCACCCUCCAGUGUUUCACCUCAGAGUACAUGUGAUGAUCCCAUUCUGUCCUCCCCUGUCUUCAGUCCCUUACCAAGAUUGCCCAUUGUGUCAGUUCAUGCCAUCAGUCCAUCCUUCACCAUCAACAUACUGCAAAAUUCCAAGUUUGUCAUUCCCUUGCAUAUGUGUCUGGAUGAAGUCUGA
Xiphophorus maculatus (southern platyfish) is the source of this 1215-nucleotide messenger RNA. RefSeq names its product flocculation protein FLO11-like. Bases 1 to 1215 code for a protein of 404 amino acids. The transcript is spliced from 4 exons. The record is from RefSeq and is a predicted model, not a curated record. Lineage: Eukaryota; Metazoa; Chordata; Actinopteri; Cyprinodontiformes; Poeciliidae.